AUGUGUACUGCAGGCACAUAUCGUAAUCUAGAGGACGUCGUGGAGAACAGCGUGGAGGACACAUCAAAGGACACAUCAAAGGACACAUCAAAGUGCACCUCAAGGGGCACCUCAAAGUGCACCUCAAUUGCAAAGGAUGUCGACAUCGUGGAUGGCACUUUGGAGGACAUCGCCUUUCAAUGCAGACACACGGCUCUCUGCAGGACGUGGAAACAUAUGGACUGGACCAUUUGCGGCUUCAUACACAUGGAAGACUUGGCGGACACCAUCGAGUUCCAUUCCCCGCACGAAGCUGGAUACGUCUGGUAG
Molecule: messenger RNA, 309 nt
Organism: Morchella sextelata
Lineage: Eukaryota; Fungi; Ascomycota; Pezizomycetes; Pezizales; Morchellaceae
Exons: 2
Coding region: 1-309 (102 amino acids)
Source: RefSeq, a predicted model, not a curated record